GCCGUUUUGGUGCAAACUUCUGGCCGUCGGGCGCUCCGCAGGCUUUGGAGAAGCCGUCGCUCGCGCCCCGGGGCCGACCCGCGCCCCCCCCCCAAACCCGCAAGAUGGACACCCCCAGCCGCCAGCCCGAGGUGGGCACCGAGGGCAGCGCCGCUCUGGACUGGAGCCCGCCGGCGCAGGGCCUCUACCGCCCCCAGGAUGAGAAGGACGCCUGCGGCGUCGGCAUGGUCGCGGACUGCUCCGGCGUUGCGACGCGCCGGACCGUGACGGAUUGCCUGCAGGUGCUCGACAACCUGGACCACCGGGGCGCACGUGGCUGCGAGGUCGAGACGGGCGACGGCGCGGGGAUCUUGCUCUCGAUGCCGGACAAGUUCUUCCGGCGCGUCGUGAAGGACUUGCCUCCCCUCCGCCAGUAUGCCGUCGGCAACGUCUUUUUCGCGCCGGGCACCAAUUUCGUCGGCGACGCCAAGCGCAUCUUCGAGGAGUACGCGCGCAUCAUCGUCGGGCUUCGCUGCGUGGGCUGGCGGGUUGUGCCGACCUGCAACGAGGGGCUCGGGGCCACCGCCAAGAACGCCGAGCCGCACAUUGAGCAGGCCAUCGUGGUCGCCGAGGGGGAGUGCGCGGAGAACGAGGCCCUCUUCGCGGCGACGCUCUAUCGGCUGCGUCGCACAGCCUCGUGGGCCAUCAACAAGAGGUUGCAGAAGGGCUUCUAUUUUUGCUCUCUGUCCUGUCAGACCAUCACCUACAAGGGGAUGCUGACCUGCGGCCAGCUGGCCCAGUACUUUCCCGACCUCCGCGAGCCCGACUUCGAGGCUCACGUGGCGAUUGUGCACUCGCGCUUCUCCACGAACACGUUCCCGUCAUGGCAGCGAGCCCAUCCCUACCGCCUCCUCGCGCACAACGGGGAGAUCAACACCAUCAAGGGCAACACGAAUUGGAUGAAGGCCCGCGAGGCGCUCAUCAGCAGCCCCAUGCUGCCCAACAUCGAGGAUACGUUUCCCCUCUUCCACGACGACCAGACCGACAGCAGCCAGUUCGACAACAUCAUGGAGGUAAUCGCGCUGGGAGGCCGUUCCCUCGCGGAGGUGGCCAUGCUGAUGGUCCCCCAGGCAUGGGAGAAGACGCCGUUCAUCACCGACAAGAUGCGCGACUUCUACAAGGUGCAGGCGGCGGUCAUGGAACCGUGGGACGGGCCUGCGCUGCUCUGCUACACCGACAGCAACACCGCGGGCGCGUGCCUGGACCGCAACGGUCUGCGGCCCUGCCGCUACUACAUCACCAAGGACCACCGCAUCAUCUGCGCCUCGGAGGCGGGCGUCAUCCCCUCGGUGGAGCCCGCCGACGUGGUGAAGAAGGGCCGGCUGCAGCCAGGCCACAUCAUCUCCAUCGACUUCAAGGAGCACAGGGUGCUGUACAACGAGGAGGUCAAGGCGAAGAUCGCGGACUCCCAGCCCUUCGGGAAGUGGAUCCGGGAGGAGGGCAUCACGCUGGCGGACCUGCGCAAGCACGCCGUGCGCCCGUCGAAGAAGUUCAGCUUCUCGCAGGCGCACGACCUGCGCGUGGCCAACGCCCUGGGCGCCGGCGGCGGCGACGACGGCCCCCGCCCAGGGGAUCCCAGCGACCAGGGCCUGCGCGCCUUCGGGUACACGACGGAGUCGCUGGAGCUGCUCCUGCUGCCCAUGGCGGACAAGGGCCAGGAGGCGCUCGGGAGCAUGGGCAACGACACUCCGCUGGCCUGCCUGUCCGACCUGCCCAGGCCCGUCUACGACUUCUUCUACCAGAGGUUCGCCCAGGUUUCCAACCCGCCGGUCGACCCCAUCCGCGAGGCGAGCGUGAUGUCCCUGAGCGCCUGGGUCGGGCCGGAGACGAACCUCCUGGCGCCCCUGUCCGCGAAGCACUGCCGCCGGUUGUGGCUCGAGAGCCCCUGCCUGCUCCCCGCGGACAUGGACACCGUCUACGCCAUGGGCGGCUUCCGGGGCUGGAGGAUCCACUCCAUCGAUGCGACGUUCCCGGUGGGCGAGGGGACCCGGGGCCUGGAGCGCCACCUGAUCCGCGUGUGCCACGAGGCCUGCGACGCCAUCCGCUUCGGGAGCUGCAAGAUCCUGGUCCUCACCGACCGCGCCGUCGCCCGCGACCGCGCGCCCCUGCCGGCGCUGCUGUGCUCUGGCGCCGUGCACCAGGCCCUGGUGCGCGAGAAGCUCCGGCUGCACGCCGGACUCGUCGUGGAUUCCGGGGAGCCUCACGAGGUGGCGCACCAUUGUCUGCUCGCGACCUUCGGCGCCGACGCGGUGUGCCCGUAUAACGCCUACGAGGCGAUCUCGAAGCUCGUCCGCGACGGCAACCUGUCCUCCAGCAUCCCAGAGACGGAGCACUACAAGAACUACCAGAAGGCUGUUGGCGCUGGCAUGCUGAAGGUGAUGGCGAAGAUGGGCAUCUCGUGCAUUCAGAGCUACAAGGGCGCGCAGAUCGCCGAACCCAUCGGCCUGCACGAGGACGUCACCCGGAUGUGCUUCACGGGCUCCGACUCGCAGGUCGGCGGCCUGGUCUUUGCAGACAUCGCCGAGCGCACCCUACGGCUCCACGCCAGGGGCUUCCCCGUGACGGUAAACCCAAGCGACAUGCUCACCACGGGCCUUUACAACGACGGCAAGUACCACCUCAGGCAGCUCGGCGAUUCGGAGCUGCACCUGAACGAGCCCAUGGCCAUCGCGAAGCUCCAGGAGGCCGCCCGGACGAAUUCCCGCGCAGCGUACGCCCAGUUCGCGGCAAUCCACAACAAGACCAAGACGAAGGGGUCCCUGUGCGGGCAGCUGGAGUUCCGCAGCCCAGAGGAGUACGACAGGAAGGCGCUGAGUAUCGACGAGGUGGAGUCGGCGGCGAGCAUCGUGAAGCGGUUCAGGACGGGGGCCAUGUCGUACGGCUCCAUCUCGAUGGAGGCGCACGCCACGCUGGCCAUGGCGAUGAACAAGCUGGGGGGCAAGUCGAACACUGGCGAGGGCGGCGAGGACCCCCUGCGCUUCCGGGAGAUGGCGGACGGGCAUUCGGCCAACUCCGCCAUCAAGCAGGUCGCGUCGGGCCGCUUCGGCGUGACGAUCCAGUACCUCACGAACGCCAGGGAGAUCCAGAUCAAGAUGGCGCAGGGCGCCAAGCCUGGGGAGGGAGGGGAGCUGCCCGGGUGGAAGGUGGAGCCCCACAUCGCCGAGUGCCGCAACAGCACCCCGGGCGUCGGGCUGGUCUCACCGCCGCCGCACCACGACAUCUAUUCCAUCGAGGACCUGGCGCAGCUCAUCUACGACCUCAAGAGCGCGAACCCGGAGGCCAGCAUCAGCGUCAAGCUGGUCAGCGAGCAGGGAGUCGGCGUCGUGGCGGCUGGGGUUGCCAAGUGCAAGGCCGACCACAUCUUGAUCUCCGGCUGCGAGGGCGGCACGGGUGCCUCGAAGUGGACGGGCAUCAAGCACGCGGGGGCGCCGUGGGAGCUCGGCCUCGCCGAGAGCCACCAGACCUUGGUCCUCAACGGCCUCCGCGGGAGGGUCUCGCUCGAGACCGACGGGCAGCUCAGGACGGGGCGCGACGUGAUCAUCGCCGCCCUCCUGGGGGCGGAGCACUUCGGCUUCGCCACGGCCCCGCUGAUCGCCAUGGGCUGCAUCAUGAUGCGCAAGUGCCAUCUGAACACGUGCCCUGUGGGGAUAGCCACCCAGGACCCCGUGCUCCGGGCCAAGUUCGAGGGGCUCCCCGAGCACGUGGUGAACUAUCUGUUCAUGAUCGCCGAGGAGGCGCGCCAGCUCAUGGCCAAGCUUGGCUUCCGCUCCGUCGACGAGCUAGUCGGCCACACGGAGGUCCUGACGGUGAACCCGACGAGGUUCUUCGAGACGCCGUUGGUCCUGACGAAGCUCCUGACCCCAGCGCACAUGCUCCCGGACGCCGGCAGCAUCGGCAAGACCGAGAACCGCAAGAUGUACGAGCAGGACCACUCGGACAUUUUGCCGCCGGGCUGCGUGACGGCAAAGCUCAUCGAGGCCUUCCAGGGCACGCUGCAGACUGGCAAACCCUCCAAGCACACGAUCACAGGCGUGCGCAACCUCGAGCGCUCCGUGGGCACCGUGCUGGCGAGCAGGCUCUGCAAGAAGUGGGGCGACUCGCUGGCGGCGGGCGCCUGCCACGCCAAGCUGGAGGGCACGAGCGGCCAGUCCUUCGGCGCCUUCUGCGGCAAGGGCAUCUUCCUGGAGCUGGAGGGCGACGCGCAGGACUACUUCGGGAAGGGCCUCAGCGGCGGCGUCGUCGCCGUCUACCCGGACAAGAAGGCGAUGGACAGCGGCUUCAAGUCGGAGCAGAACGUCAUCGUCGGCAACGUCUGCCUGUACGGCGCGACGAAGGGCGCGGCCUUCGUGCGCGGCAUCUGCGCGGAGCGCUUCGCGGUCAGGAACAGCGGCGCGUGGGCCGUGGUCGAGGGCGUCGGGGACCAUUGCUGCGAGUACAUGACAGGCGGCCGCGUCGCGGUGCUCGGCAUCACUGGCAGCAACUUCGCCGCCGGCAUGAGCGGCGGCGUCGCGUGGGUGUGGGACCCGAAGUUCCAGUUCGAGAGGAACGUGAACAUGGAGAUGGUGAAGCUCACUCGCAUGGCCGCCAGCGAGCGCCACGAGGCCUAUCCGCGGGACGCGGAGGACUUGCAGGAGCUGCUCAGGGCGCACUCGAGGCUGACCGGCAGCUCGGUCGCGGGCGACAUCCUCGCCAGGUGGCCCCAGUCGUUGCCCGAGUUCGUGCGUGUGUUCCCAACGGACUUCGAGGGGGCGAUGCUCAAGGGCGACAAGGGCGAGGCCGACUCGGAGAGGUUCAGGUCCUGGCUGCCGCAGGCCGACGUUUCCAUGGAGCCGCCCAGGGCGCAGGAGAACGGGAAGGCCGAGAAGGACACGUUCAAGUUCCCCACCCUCGACAUCGAGGACUGUGCCACCCUCUCCAAGCGGCCGAAAGUCGACGUGGAGGAGGCCCUCAAGGGCAACAACGGCUUCGUGAAGUUCUCCAGGGCCGAGAUCGCGAAGCGCGACGUCAAGGCCCGCGCCGGGGACUUCGUGGAGAUCUACAGCCACGAGGACAAGCAGGCGGUGCGGACACAGGCCGCGCGGUGCAUGGACUGCGGCACCCCCUUCUGCCACCAGUCCGUGACGCAGCGGUCGGGCUGCCCCCUCGGCAACCUGAUCCCCGAGUGGAACGCGCUGGUGAAGAAGGGCGACUGGAAGACGGCCUUUAUGCGCCUGAGGCAGACGAACAACUUCCCCGAGUUCACUGGCCGGGUCUGCCCGGCCCCGUGCGAGGCGGCUUGCACCCUCGGCAUCAUCGACGACCCUGUGGCCAUCAAGUCCGUGGAGCUGAUGAUCGUCGACGAGGCCUACCGCCAAGGGUGGAUGGAGCCCGUCCCACCGCCGGUCCGCACCGGCAAGAAGGUGGCCAUCAUCGGAUCCGGGCCCGCCGGCCUCGCGGCCGCAGACGAGCUCAACAGGAUGGGGCACGAGGUGACCGUCUACGAGCGCUCCGACCGCCCCGGGGGCCUGAUGAUGUACGGCGUCCCGAACAUGAAGUGCGACAAGCUGGAAGUGGUCGAGAGGAGGACCAGCAUCAUGGCGAAGGAGGGCGUCACCUUCGUCCUCGGGGCCGCCGGGCACAUCGGCAGGGAGGGGGCCCCGUCGGCGGAGGCCCUUCUCGCCGGGUGCGACGCGCUGGUCCUCGCCACGGGCGCGACGGUGGGGCGCGACCUCGGCACCACCCCGGGCCGCAACCUGACUGGCGUGCACCUCGCCAUGGAG
Molecule: messenger RNA, 5798 nt
Organism: Prorocentrum cordatum
Lineage: Eukaryota; Dinophyceae; Prorocentrales; Prorocentraceae
Source: the annotation of a GenBank genome assembly